Molecule: messenger RNA, 1311 nt
Organism: Hansenula anomala
Lineage: Eukaryota; Fungi; Ascomycota; Saccharomycetes; Phaffomycetales; Wickerhamomycetaceae
Gene: CPA1
Product: carbamoyl-phosphate synthase (glutamine-hydrolyzing) CPA1
Exons: 1
Coding region: 1-1311 (436 amino acids)
Biological process (GO): 'de novo' pyrimidine nucleobase biosynthetic process; L-arginine biosynthetic process; L-glutamine metabolic process
Cellular component (GO): carbamoyl-phosphate synthase complex; cytoplasm
Molecular function (GO): carbamoyl-phosphate synthase (glutamine-hydrolyzing) activity
Source: RefSeq, a predicted model, not a curated record
AUGAAUUCUUUAUUAUUCACAACUUCAAAGGCCUCCGUGUCUUCAAAAUUUGCUUUCCAAAGAUCAUCACGUUUUGUUAGAUCUUUGGCAACUGCAACUUCUCAAUUAACUUCAGCUAAGAAAUUAGAUAGAGCAACUUUUACAAUCCGUAACGGUCCAAUCUUUGAUGGUUAUUCAUUUGGUGCUAAUAAAAACAUCAGUGGUGAAGCUGUCUUCACAACUUCUUUAGUUGGUUACCCAGAAUCAAUGACUGAUCCUUCUUAUAAAGGUCAAAUUUUAGUCUUUACUCAACCUUUAAUUGGUAAUUAUGGUGUUCCAAGUGGUGAAGCUCGUGAUGAAUUCAACUUGUUGAAAUAUUUCGAAAGUCCACAUGCUCAAUGUAUUGGUAUUGUUGUUGCUGAUGUUGCAUUGAAAUAUUCUCAUUGGACUGCUGUUCAAUCUUUAAGUGAAUGGUGUCAAAAAGAAGGUGUUGCAGCUAUUACUGGUGUUGACACUAGAGCCAUUGUCACUUUCUUGAGAGAACAAGGUUCUUCAUUAGCUAGAAUCAGUAUUGGUGAAGAAUAUGAUGCUGAUCAAGAUGAAGCAUUCCAAGAUCCAGGUGCUGUUAAUUUGGUUCAUAAAGUUACUACUAAAGCUCCAUUCCAUAUCCCAUCAAAAGGUGAUUAUCAUGUCGCUGUUAUUGAUUGUGGUGUUAAGGAAAACAUUUUAAGAUCUUUAGUUUCAAGAGGUGCUUCAGUUACCGUUUUCCCAUAUGAUUAUCCAAUUCAUAAGAUUGCAACAUCAUUUGAUGGUAUUUUCAUUUCAAAUGGUCCAGGUGAUCCAACCCAUUGUGCUUCAACUGUUUAUCAUUUACAACAAACUAUGGAAAACUACCAUGGUCCAAUCUUUGGUAUUUGUUUAGGUCAUCAAUUAUUAGCAUUAGCUGCCGGUGCUAAAACUAUCAAGAUGAAGUAUGGUAACAGAGCUCAUAACAUUCCAGCUUUAGAUUUGACCACUGGUAAAUGUCACAUCACUUCACAAAAUCAUGGUUAUGCCGUUGAUACCACUACUUUACCUAGUGAUUUCAAACCUUAUUUUGUUAAUUUGAAUGAUCAAUCAAAUGAAGGUAUGAUGCACGUUUCCAAACCAAUCUUCUCUACUCAAUUCCAUCCAGAAGCUAAAGGUGGUCCGUUAGAUUCUUCAUUCUUAUUUGACAAGUACUUUGAUUUAAUUAGAGAUUACAAGUCUAAACAAAAUGAAUUGGUUGGUGUUGUUAGUAACAAGCCAACUGAUUUAUUGGUUAAUAUCCUUUCCAAAGAAAGAGUUUAUUAG